Neltuma alba is the source of this 1318-nucleotide messenger RNA. Its product is annotated as proline-rich receptor-like protein kinase PERK9. The record is from RefSeq and is a predicted model, not a curated record. The transcript has 2 exons. Bases 165 to 815 code for a protein of 216 amino acids. NCBI's taxonomy places the organism in Eukaryota, Viridiplantae, Streptophyta, Magnoliopsida, Fabales, Fabaceae.
CUUCCUUCCUUCUCAACAAGCAACAUCUAGCAGAGUUCUAACCCAAACUCAACUCCUCUUUUCCUUGCUUCUCAUCUUCACGUCAUUUUAGAUCCUUUGGAUUUGAGUUCAAUAUCCAAGUUUAGUCCCUAUAUUUCUCUUCUUCAGCGCGAUUGGGGUGGUGGAUGGCAAAAAACAACAAGUACACCUCCAUUAACUUCAACCACAUCUACGAGAAAAACAGCAGCUCCAUUUCUAAUACCAACCUCGCCAAGAACCCAGCUCCGUCGCUUUCCCCUUCAUAUUCUGCUGCUUCUUAUUCUGCAAUUUCAGCCCCCAACAAAACUCAUGGCCGUAUGUUGGUUCUGACCCGACCCCCGCCCAAACCCCUUCCAUCGCAGCUCCAACAUCCACCUCAGCAACAAUCCGAGCGGACUCAACAAGUCCCGGAUCAACCUCCCUCUAAUCCCGGUUCAGACGCCAUCUCGCUUCGUCCAUUGGGCCGUACGGGAACCGGUUCGUCCCUCUCGCCCCCUGUUUCGAAUCACGACAAAGAUAAGGAGUUGCCCCCCGCUACGCCGAUGAUAUCUCCAAAAUCCGACAAGUUUGUGCCACCGCACCUUCGUCCCGGAUUUAUUCCCAGGGAGAAUAAUCCUGGACCGGAAUUGAGUCGGCCACAAAGGCAGCAGGGUCAUGCCGGAUAUCCGGGUCGAUAUGCUGAAAACGGCCGACCCAAGUCGGGUGGGUAUGAGAGAAUGAGGAGAGGCGGCUUGUCGGAUUCGGGGAUGAUGAAUCGUCCGAGAUCCAGUGGAAGUCGACCAAGUUCCAGUGGAUGAAUGCACAAGAGAUUGAAUUCUUUCCCGAGGGCAAGCUGAACUCAUUUAGCAGCACAGAUGAGUUCUCUUUGGCAAUUCAACGCACGCAUCCUUUGUCCCUCUGGAAUUGAUACCAAUUUUCACAGAGAUGACAUUUCGAUUCAUUGAAGAUGGAUCGUGGAACCUGAUCAAGUGGCAACCUUUCAACCCCUGUUGUUGGAGGGUUCAAGAAGUUCUUUUGUUUGUCGGUGUGUGGCCCUCUCUCAUCAUGUGCCAAUAAUCGAGUGUUGAAUCAAAAUAAUAUACAUACAUUCGUAGCUAAACUGGUUUUGACUUGUUUGAGAGGCAGUUAUGCAUUUUAUAUGUAGCACUCUGACAGGUAGUAUGACAAUAUUAGAUGUAUUAACCUUCUUUUGUUUUAAUGACUGCUCAGAUAUUGAUUAUAUUUUUACUGAAAAGUGGGUUACUAAAUUACCCAAAGAAACGAUGUGGAGUUAAUGACUAGGAUAAAGUUCGCUAUUUUA